Wallemia mellicola CBS 633.66 is the source of this 722-nucleotide messenger RNA. Its product is annotated as RNA-binding domain-containing protein. Lineage: Eukaryota; Fungi; Basidiomycota; Wallemiomycetes; Wallemiales; Wallemiaceae. The record is from RefSeq and is a predicted model, not a curated record. Gene Ontology annotation, molecular function: RNA binding. Gene Ontology annotation, biological process: maturation of LSU-rRNA from tricistronic rRNA transcript (SSU-rRNA, 5.8S rRNA, LSU-rRNA). The transcript is spliced from 2 exons. The coding region runs from base 7 to 693 and encodes 228 amino acids. Gene Ontology annotation, cellular component: nucleolus.
CAUAUAAUGCCAAAAGAAGCAACGAAGAAGACGAUAAAGGGUGCUAGGAAAGGUGUAGAGAAGAAGCCAGAGGGUAAAUUUGAGGAUCAAGAUGAAAUCAACAUCAACGAAUACAACAGUGAUAGCAGCAGCGAUUCAGAUGGCAGCUCAGACGAUGAGGCUAUCAGCAAGGAAGCUAAGAGCGUACCAAAAGCACCUACAAACGCACAAGUUAAAGCUAAAUUAGAGAAAGCCAAGGCAAAGAAGAACCAGAGAGGUGUAGUAUAUGUUGGACGCAUUCCACACGGUUUCUAUGAGGACCAAAUGAAGGCAUACUUCAGCCAAUUCGGUGAAAUAACCAGACUGAGGUUAUCUAGGAAUAAGAAGACUGGUAAAAGCAAGCAUUACGCUUUCAUAGAGUUUGAGAACCUCCAAGUAGCUGAAAUAGUCGCAGAGACGAUGAACAACUACCUUAUCGAUAACAGAUUGCUUGUCGUAGAGGUCGUCGACGAAAAAGACAUCAACGAACAUCUCUUCAAGGGUGCAAACCGCAAAUUCAGAGCUGUACCAACAGACAGAAUCGAGAGAAUUUCCUUCAAUAAGGAAAAGACCGAAGAAGAAAAGGAGAAAUCCAAGAAGAGGUACCAGGAUAAGCUCGCAAAGAAGCAGGAGAAGCUUAAUAAUGCAGGUAUCGACUAUCAAAUUCCAAUGUAGAUUAUUUAUUAGAUAAAUUUUACUCCUUC